Molecule: messenger RNA, 3872 nt
Organism: Linum tenue
Lineage: Eukaryota; Viridiplantae; Streptophyta; Magnoliopsida; Malpighiales; Linaceae
Source: the annotation of a GenBank genome assembly
AAUGACUGACGUGAAAAACUCUUUUCGUUCCAUUGAAAAAAAAAAAACGAGAAAAAACAAAACAAGUUAGAAGAAACCCAGAGGAAAGAAUAGAUCUUCAGGCUAUUUACUAAUUGGAUCUCAGUUCCCUGAGAAAGACCUCUAUGAUAGAUCUCAAAACCAGAGGAGAAGAACUAUCCAAACCCAAAUUUGAAAUCGAGAAUUACCAACACUUUGCCAAAGGGGAAUUCGGAAAAUGGAGAGACGAUCUUGGACUUGUACGCUCGUCACGCAGCUCUGCCUCUGCGUUGCUCUGUAUCUCGCCUUCAACAUCGGAGAGCCCCAGCAGCAGCAGCCAUGGCGUCGCCUCCCCCGUCACGAUCUCGUCUUCGUAACCGUGCGAGGCGGGGCAAGACCUGUUCGCGCGCAGACCCAUCUUCUCAAGCAGAUUGAGAAUGUUGCGAGGAUUUAUGGCGCGAGGUUUGUGGUGAAUAUCAGCGAGUUAGGGGAAGAAGAAGAUCCACUGUCUCGUAAUGCAAGUCAGCUCUUGAAAUCACCUAGCAUCCCCUGGUACACAACCAAAGCUUCAAAGGGGCAGGAAAUGGACAGUUGCUUCAAGGAACAUGUAGAAAUUGAUAACGGACCGACUUUGAACAUUGUUGGUUUGGAUACUGGUUCAUUACAGGAUCUACUGCUUACAGAAUCAAUAAAUGGCUCAGGCUCAGUUCAGAAUUGGCUGGGGAGAACCCUGGGAGCUGCUUCUGGUAACUGGUCUGUAGUCGUUGGAUUUCACCCGAUCAUUCAUUGUGAAGAUGAGAAAGGGCAACAAUUUGAAUCAAACCGAGCUUCUGAAACACUGGUUCACCAGAACUUUGUGAAGUUUGGAGUGAAUGCUUACUUGAGCACCAAUGGCCGCUGCUCCAACCAUAACUCCCGAGAUGGCGUGGAUUACAUUGGAAUCGCAAGGACUCACGAUCACAGUGAUGAAUCUGUUGUCCCUAAUAGGAAGUUGGGUCUAGGUUUGGAUUUGCAGCAGCAAAAAGGAAUGACUGAUACGUUCCUUCUCCACAGAGUUACCUCUCUAGAAAUGAUUACGUAUUCCAUUAGCUCAGCAGGGAAGGUCCUGAACAGAGUUGUGACCCAACAGAAGGGCAAGGCUGCCAUUUGACGCCUUACCUUCUAAACAAAGAGGUCAUGCUACUAUUCAUUCAAAGGUGUGACUGAUGUACAAGCAAGACACUUCACACCGCAAACACUCCGUCAACAUGCAACACUCAGGCCAACGUUAACAUACCUACUCGAUUCAACUCGAGACCAAAUAGGUCGAGGUUUCCGAUUUGACGCUUAUUUUCGCUCAUUAGGCGGUCUUCGUGAUGUUGUAUCAAGGAAAUUCGACACAUGCUAACUCAGGUGAAUUGAUGCCACAUUAGAGAUGGCUAUUCGUUGCAAACAUGAUUUAGUUAGCAUUUCAAAGAAGCUAUAGUAUGGUGACCACUUAUCACAAACCUAAUAGUUCAGUGUCCUUUUACACAUUUCACCCACACCCAGCACUCGAAAGGGCAAAAUAGGAAAAUCGCAACAGCUAUAAAUACACAGAGCCGAGCCUCGGACUGAGCUCCGGGUGCUCGCAUGGAAGAGAGAAAAGAAGAAUGAUGGUUUCGGGCCUUUCGGCCUCGAGAGAGAUUCUCUCUCUCCCCGUCGGAGCCGAUGAUUUCUCCGGUUGCCGAUUGCUCUGUGUUUGCUUCUUCUUUGGUCACUGAAACUGGUUUACAGCGUUUGGUUUCUCUUUUUCUUUCUUUUUCUUUUUGGUUCUGCUGCCUUCCGCUUCUGCUCUGCUUCUCGAUCUCGUUACCUUCCAUGUAUGUAUAUAUAUGUAAUCCAUGGCGCCUCUCUCUCUCUUUAUCUCUCUCGAUCUCUCUCUCUCAACACGAGGCAAUGACGAUGACACGAAUCGAUUUUCUCUCUUCCGCGAGCUUCCGGUUCGGGAUCGGCGAGAGCCGUCUGUUUCGCGGCUGGGCGACGGCGGAUGGUCGGGCUUCCGCCGGCAACCGGUCGUCGCAGCCAUGGACGGCGGAGCUUCCCGCUUCCGAUCACAAAUUUGCAUCUGAGCCACCGUCCCUGAGAAGAACCCACGGUGCUUGAUCUCUUCGAUUUUGCCGCGUUUCGGUAAACUACCGAAAUUGCCCACGGGUUUGCAUCGGAGAUGCCUUAUCUUCCGAGGGCAUUACUGGAAUUUGUGGUAGACACAAUGGCAGUAUAAAAUGCCUGCUCGCUGUAGAUCUGGGAGAGCAAUCUCUCUCUCAAUCGGAAUGAGGCUCUGCUCUCGGAGCCGAUGAUUUCUCCCGCCGGUGACCGGCAGGUCGGUAAAUAAACAAGUCCCUAACAACAGUGAGGAGCGGAUCUGGUCCGCUCUUUCCCCGUCGUCGUCGUCAUCAUCAUCCUCAUCACCAUCGUCGUUGUUCCAAACGGAACUGCUCCCUUCCUUUUUCCCUCUCUCGAUUCUCCCAACUUCUGUUGUUACUUACUACUACUACACUUCCAGCUUCCUCUUCUCCUCUUCUCGUAACAUUGGCUGUGAUGAGAUUUCUCCCGACAUUGUUUCAGAUGGCGUGGAUGUUCUCAGCGGCUGUUUGGCACGGCGAUCUAUCGCAGCCAUGGCCGCCGAGAUCUUCCUCUCCUUUCUCUGGACCACAGUGGCGGAUCUGAGCCUCUUCUGGUGAUUCUCGGUUGCACUCCAUUACAUUAAAAGUUUCCAAUUUUAGUUUCCAAGUCCUGAUUUUCAGAUAAUUUGGGUCAUUAAUUAUACAAUUUGUUUGCAUGCUUUGCUCAGAUUGUUGAGUAGAGGGACAUGCAGCUAUGCGAUUGUGAAUGCUGUAGCUUCUAAGGCCUUGCGUUCUCUUUCUGCUGUGUUAGCUGCCGCAAAAUUUUCAUGGUCAGGAACUCAUGCGAUGGCUCAUAUUUGGGCAGGGUCUUUGGAUCACAAGUUAAUGUCUCCGUACCAAAAUAGUCCGAAAUCUGCGAGCUUUAGGCUGCCCUGGUUGUGUUUCGACAGCUUCGAUGUCGCGAUGAAGCACUUGAUUUACGGGACAGUAAUGUAGGCCGGUCAAGAGCUACCUCAGGUAGCAGCAGUUUAGCCGUCCGAUGGCUGUUUGUCACGGCGACCUAGUUGCAUAAGCUUUCACUGUUUUGCAGCCAUGGCCGUGGCAGAUCUUCCUUUCCUUAUCUUGGCUACAAUGGUGGAUCUGAGCCUCUACUUAUUUGUCACUGCUCACUAGCUAACAGUCUUCAAUUUAAGUUUACAGUACAGGUUGUGAUUUGUGAAUGCUGCAGCUUCUGAUGCUUGGCAUGUUCUUAUUCAUAUUGUAUUCGCUGCUGCGGUUUUUCCUUGGUCAGGAACUCAUGCGGCGGCUCAUGUUUAGGCAGAGGCUUUGGAUAACAACGCAAUGGGUGCAUCCAGAAGUACUCUGCGCAGUCUGCAUCAAGUGCGCAGCAGAGAUUGUCCGAGAAGGAUCGAGAGUCGGCAUCUAGUCUAGCAACUCCGAACUAUGGCCAUCUAGAAGACCGAAAGCUCCUCAUCAAGUUGUCCCUUCAUCGGCCUGACUUGUUAUAUAGCAAGUGAAUGAGUGAUGCUCAAGCUAGCUCCCGAGGUUUAUACCAUAAUGUAACAUAGCCAUAAGUAUGGCUAGCAUUACUGCGAGCUUUAGGUUGAAAGCUCGCCCUCGUGAUAUCCCGAUGAAGUAAUGUAGUCUGGUCAAGAGCUUUCUCAUGUAACACUUCAUAUGAAGAACUGCAUAAAUCAUAUUGACAAUCAGAUAAGACUAUUUACUUCCGCUGUAAGCAACCAUGAAUACGAAGCUAAUAAACCAAACGGUUGACGAUGGUAUAUGUGGGCU